AUGAACAAGUAUACAUUGUUGCUAUUACUUUUAAAUACAUUUUUUAUUUCAAAUACUAAGUCUCAAUCCUACAAUGCAAAUUGGACAGAUUUAAAUUCAAGACCAAAUCCUGGAUGGUAUGAUCAAGUUAAAUUUGGAAUUUUUAUACAUUUUGGAGUUUAUAGUGUUCCAGCAUUUGCAACCCAUGAUUAUGCAGAAUGGUAUUGGUAUAAUUUAGUAAAUGAUAAUGGUACAACUCAAAAAUGGCAAGACCAACAUUUUGGUGAACACUUUCAAUAUCAAGAUUUUGCACCAAUGUUUAAUUGUAGAUUAUUCAAUCCAGAUGAAUGGGCAUCAAUAUUUCAAAAAUCUGGUGCGAAAUAUGUUGUACUAACAUCAAAACAUCAUGAAGGUUAUACACUUUGGAAAAGUGAUCAAUCAUGGAGUUGGAAUUCUGUUGAAAAUGGUCCUGGAAUUGAUAUUGUAGGUAAAUUAACCAAUUCUGUUAAAGCUCAAGGUCUUCAUAUGGGUUUAUAUCAUUCAUUAUAUGAGUGGUUUAACCCAUUAUACUUGGCCGAUAAAAAGAGUGGUAACCCACCAACUCAAAACACCUAUGUUAAAGAAGUUUUAUUAAAUCAAUUAAGAGAUAUAGUUUUAAAAUAUGAACCUGAUAUAGUAUGGGCUGAUGGUGAAUGGGAGCAAUAUUCAGAUUAUUGGGGUUCAAAAGAAUUUUUAAGUUGGUUAUAUAGUGACAGUCCAGUUAAAGAAACAGUUGUAGUAAAUGAUAGAUGGGGUAAAGAGACAAGAGGAGUUGAUGGUGGGUUUUAUACGGGUGGUGAUAAUUGGCAGCCUGGUCAUUUGGUUACACAUAAAUGGGAGAAUUGUCAAACUAUUGGUAGUUCAUAUGGUUAUAAUGAAAAUGAACCAGCAGAGGCAUACCAAGAUUCAACUAUUUUAAUUCAAGAAUUUGUUGAAACAGUUGCAUGUGGUGGUAAUUUCCUUUUAGAUGUUGGACCAAAUGCUGAAGGUGUAAUUCCAAAUAACAUGGUGGAUCGUUUGUAUGAUAUUGGUAAAUUCUUAUCAAUUAAUGGAGAAUCAAUUUAUGGUAGUUCUCCCUGGAGAAUUCAAAAUCAAACUCAAUCAAUUUGGUUCACUACAAAUACUACGACAGGUGCAAUCUAUGCUUUCAGUUAUUAUUUUCCAGAAGAUGGUGUAUUUAAUUUUAAUGAAAUCAUUGGUUCGAAAUCUACAAUUGUUGAAUUAUUCGGUUAUAAAAGUAAAAAUCCAAUUACAAUUGAAACUUAUCAACCAAAAGGAAUUAACAUAACUGUACCAUUUGUAUCACCAUCAGACUAUCCACCAUUUAUUUAUGUUUUUAAAUUUAUAAAUGCUUAUUAA
This is a messenger RNA of Dictyostelium discoideum AX4, 1377 nucleotides long. RefSeq lists its product as hypothetical. The transcript is spliced from 4 exons. The record is from RefSeq and is a predicted model, not a curated record. Gene Ontology annotation, biological process: carbohydrate metabolic process; fucose metabolic process. Gene Ontology annotation, molecular function: fucosidase activity; alpha-L-fucosidase activity. Bases 1 to 1377 code for a protein of 458 amino acids. NCBI's taxonomy places the organism in Eukaryota, Evosea, Eumycetozoa, Dictyosteliales, Dictyosteliaceae.